CAUAACGAAACUAACGAAACAACGAAACGAAACGAAACGUUUCGCCCAUGUCUGGUCCCAUCCUCCGAUGCCCGAGAAAAGAGAUUUAGUAACACACUUGACUAUCAGCGAGUCUGAAUUAGAGGCUGAAUUAAAACAACACCUUGAACCCGAGAAGAGUGGUCUCGGAAGUUUUGUAACAGCUCCAACAGUAUUCAACGAUGCGAAGUUAACAAUAGGCACAUCAGUGGCACAUGGUAAACGCUCUCCUGGGGUUGAUGACAUAACAUUAACAAUGAGUAGAGAGCUAUUGAGCGAGGAUAUCCACCUACAGCGAGAUGUUGUCUCAUCCCCUGCUUUCAAUCCACAACCACCUGGCACAACUGGAGUAACUGAACAAUAUCCUCUAAAUUCUUUGGAAAGUUUUGAAAACAUUGAUGACGAAAAGAAAGAUUGUGAUAAUGAAAACUGUGAUGGACAAAGUAAAACUACUACAACAUUUUGGCCGAUAACAACAAAAGCAUUGAAGACAACAAAAAUCCAUCAACAAAAGAUGCAAUUUCUGAAAGGCCUUUCGCGAACAACACAACGCGUACCAAAUCAUGGAUCAUGGACGCUGGGAAAACCCCAAACAAUGCAACGCACAACAUUAAAAAGUUGUGAUUCUCCUCCAAUAUGUGGAAGGAACUGUGGUGUUGUAAUUGAUCCAAAUGGCUGCCAGAGUUGUGAUUAUUGCCGUUCGGAUAGUGAAUGCCGCUCAUUGGAUGGGCAGAUAUGUGAUUUUGGUCGUUGUGAAUGUGGUGUUGCAUUUUUACAUACUUCGGCAAUUCCACCAACUCUUCUCACUUUGGAUAUCCUUCCAUCUUCCUCCUUAGUCAGUGGACGUUCACAUCAUUCUCUCCACACCCGGCAGUUUAAAUAUCAAAUCGCUGAUUUCUUCAACCGGAUAAGACGCUCAACAAUAUAUAAUGCCAACUAUAAGAAACCUAGAAGUGGAUGA
Messenger RNA from Meloidogyne enterolobii, 979 nucleotides. Lineage: Eukaryota; Metazoa; Nematoda; Chromadorea; Rhabditida; Meloidogynidae. The record is from the annotation of a GenBank genome assembly.